ACAAAAAGAAGAAGUAAUGCGCGUCCACAGAGCAGAAAGUAGGCUUAGAACACUGUGGAUCGUGCUUUUAUCUUCCACGGGGACUUUUAUAUUUUUUUUCAAGUCGGCUAAAGCAAAGAUCGUGUUGCUGUGCUGAGCUUCCUUACUGCUCGCCCUCUGGUCUCCGGCAGAUCAAGUUUCUGUUUCUGAUGCUUGAUUGGAAAGAUAUACGCUCUCGUAGCUCACGCAGCUUGGUCUCUCUGCAAGGUAUAUCUACUUGGCCUCUCGGUGACAACGCCAAGUCAUCCUGUCGGUCAGCUUGGAAUAAAUCACCUGUAAACAAAGAACUUGCCCUCGUGGUGAUUGACGGGAGUAACAUGCUGGGGAGUGGAGGUCAGUGAGCCUCACUGUCUCUACUAGUCCUAGUCCAACUGCAAAGCCCCGCUUGCCUUCUCCGCGCGUGGAUCUUUAGUUUGGAUCAGAGGGGAUAGAGGGCAAAAAGGGGGAAAGCAUGGUGAAACCUCGGCACAUUGAUGACCUCAACAAAAACCACCCAACACCAGCUAAUACAGAUGAGCCAGUUGUGAUCCCGAUGGAAAAGACUUUUACUACUUUGAAGCAACCCAGAAGAUGUCGGCGCACUGACACUGGGGACAGGUUUACCUGUGAUCAGUGUGAAAAGUCUUUUACUCAGAAAAACAGCUUAAAAAAACAUCAGCUCAUCCACACUGGAGUUAAAGCAUUCAGCUGUGAUCAGUGUGGAAAGUCUUUUACUUACAUGAGGGCUUUGAAACGUCAUCAACUCAUCCACACUGGUAUUAAACGAUUUGUCUGUGAUCAUUGUGGAAAGGCUUUUACUUAUAAGUGUGCCUUAAAAAAACAUCAGCGCAUUCACACUGGUGCUAAACCAUUUGUCUGUGAUCAGUGUGGAAAGACUUUUGCUCACGUGGAUAGUUUAAAAACUCAUGGCCUCAUCCACACUGGUGCUAAACCAUUUAUCUGUGACCAGUGUGGAAAUGCUUUUGCUCGUAAGGAGAGUUUAAAAAGUCAUCGACUCAUCCACGCUGGAAUUAAAUCAUUUGUCUGCAAUCAGUGUGGAAUGGCUUUUACUCUUAAUAGCAGCUUAAAACAACAUCAGCUCACCCACACUGGCAUUAAACCAUUCAGCUGUGAUCAGUGUGGAAAGGCUUUUUCUCAUAAUUGCAGCUUUAAAAGACAUCAGCUCAUCCACACUGGAUUUAAACCAUUUAGUUGUGAUCAAUGUGGAAUGGCUUUUACUCUUAAUGGCAGCUUAAAAAAACAUCAGCUCACCCACACUGGAUUUAAAGCAUUUAGCUGUGAUCUGUGUGGAAAGUCUUUUACUCAGGAUGGCAGCUUAAAAAAACAUCAGCUCAUCCACACUGGAUUUAAAGCAUUCAGCUGUGAUCAGUGUGGAAAGUGUUUUACUCAGAAUGGCAACUUAAAAAAACAUCAGCUCACCCACACUAGAGUCAAAGCAUUCAGCUGUGAUCAGUGUGGAAAGUGUUUUGCUCAGAAUGGCACCUUAAAAAGACAUCAGCUCACCCACUCUGGAGUUAAACCAUUCAACUGUGAUCAGUGUGGGAAUUCUUUUAGUCACAGGAGUUCCUUAAAAGAACAUCAGCUCGUCCACAAUGGCACUAAACUAUUUGUCUGUGGUCAAUGUGGAAAGGCUUUUACUUACAUGAGGGGUUUAAAAACUCAUCAGCUCGUCCACACUGGUGUUAAACCGUUUGUCUGUGAUCUUUGUGGAAAGGCUUUUGCUGACAUUUGGGUUUUAAAAAAACAUAAACUCAUUCACACUGGUGCUAAACCAUUUGUCUGUGGUCAGUGUGGAAAGGCUUUCGGUCGCAUGGAUACUUUAAAACAUCAUGAACUAAUCCACACUGAAGUUAAAUAGUUUUUAUAUGGUCAGUGCUGAAAGGUUUUUACUUGUGUCAAUAUAUUUAAAAAGCAUCAGAUUAUUCAUACUGGAAUUAAAGCGUUUGUCAUCAGUACAACAGCAUCUUAGAUUUGCAUAAACUUAUCUAUGCUGGAGUUAAACACUGUCGUUGUGCAGUGUGGACAUUCUUUUGCUAGGUUUUAUCAUCUAAAAGAAAAAUCCCAAUCUCGCCAACUAUUAAACCACUGAAAUAUGAGGAGUAUGGAAAGUCUUUUAUCCAUAACACAAACUUAUUGUGGAUCAGCAAACCCAUACUGUGUGUCCUUUUGGAGACAGUGAGAAGCACAGAGGAUCUGAACAAAUCUGCUGAAUGCUAGGUCAAACUUCCAAAGCUUGAGAUCAGGCUUCACAGAAUUCAGCUUUAAUAAUUGUCAUCAGAGGCAAGAAAGAAUACAUGUGUGUAAAUGAGAGGGAGACAGGUGUAACAGUGGUCAAAGGAUGCUUGGCAAAGGAUGAUGAAGAUGGAGCUACCAGGCAGAAUGAAAAGGUCUUGCGACUUUUCCCUUUGCCAUAAAAAAAAAGUUUUAGUAGGAUGUACAUAUUGACUGUAACAGUACUUAAAUCUGUAAGUAUUCUAACAUGAAUUGCUUGCAGUGAAGGAUAGGAAGGUUAACAAUUAGAAAAAGUGCUGUAGCUUUAUUCUUGCUGUAGUAUGUAGUUUCUCCACGUGGUGGAACAUCUCCUUUUAGUAAUGAGGUGGAGUUGUAUGUGUUUGCUAACUGUCUGUCAGAGCUUCCCAAAUUUUUAAAUGUCCAUCUAUCCCACUGAAUAAUGAAAAUGAAAAACAUGCCUUUCUGAGGCUGGCAGCCAGCAUGUAAAAAGACUUACUUUGAAUUGUUCAUAUUACUUUCUUACAUGUUCUAAUUUUUAAUCAAACUGUUUAAUAAAGAGCAGCAGAGGCCUUUCAGAAACUCCUGAUUGUUGUUUCAUAAAUCUAAUGGCUCUUUACUAGAAACCUAAAUUAAAGUCAUUAUUAAGAGGCCACUGAUGCACCAAGGCUUAGAAAUCUAUGCACACAUAAUGAACCAAGUCGUUCAGUAAAGAUCGAAUUGAGGAAAAGGUUGUCAUGUUAAUAUAAUGCAAAAAAUGUUGACUUUAUCUGUUCUGUGCAAACAUCUGUGAUCUUGCAGACCAAACAUUAUUACCAUCAUGUGAUCACAAAGAGAAGCAAAACGUCUGCACAGAUUACAUUCUUGGUCAAUCUGAAAGGCCUGUUGAUGUUUAUUUGGAGAUAAUUAGUGAAGUAAAUGAUGUGCUGUUUCUGUUGUAACUUGCCCAUGUGAAAUGUCUUUUAAAUGGUCUCUGUUGUCUUAAAAAUGAUGUGAGUCAGUUUUGCUGCAUGAAGAGAAAAUGAAAUCUGUAAUUUUUAUGUUGUAUUACAAAUAUUAUUGUAUUUCAUCAAUUUGUGUCAUUUUAACUGGGAAGUAUGUGUAAAAUUAAGUGUAUCCUAUAAGUAUUUAGAUAUAUAAAAGAUAUGAUGUAUCUUUCUUA
Messenger RNA from Oreochromis aureus, 3430 nucleotides. RefSeq names its product gastrula zinc finger protein XlCGF46.1-like. The record is from RefSeq and is a predicted model, not a curated record. Gene Ontology annotation, molecular function: RNA polymerase II cis-regulatory region sequence-specific DNA binding; DNA-binding transcription factor activity. Lineage: Eukaryota; Metazoa; Chordata; Actinopteri; Cichliformes; Cichlidae. Bases 491 to 1897 code for a protein of 468 amino acids. The transcript is spliced from 2 exons. Gene Ontology annotation, biological process: regulation of transcription by RNA polymerase II.